This is a messenger RNA of Dictyostelium discoideum AX4, 129 nucleotides long. RefSeq lists its product as hypothetical. Bases 1 to 129 code for a protein of 42 amino acids. Lineage: Eukaryota; Evosea; Eumycetozoa; Dictyosteliales; Dictyosteliaceae. The transcript is spliced from 2 exons. The record is from RefSeq and is a predicted model, not a curated record.
AUGAUAAAACAUUGUAUUAAUAUUCAAUCGGAAAAAUUAGGAUUUAAAAAUAAACUCCAUUUUUAUCAAAAGACAAUGUUCUAUAAAGGUAAAUCAAAUUUAAUAUUUAAUUGGAAAAAAAAUGUUUAA